AUGGCUGCUCUAGGUCGUCUGUCCGCUACUCUUCGAGAUAUCGACUCGAACUCGUUCGCAGACGAGGAUGAGCGGUUGUUUGCGGAAGAUAUGCUUCUUGGUGCUUUAGCACGGGUCCAGUCGCCUUGGGAUAUCGCGUGGAACCAUAAUUUUGUGAAUGCUACCACUCACGGUGCCAUAAAGAGCCUCAUCGAUGCGGGUGUCUUCACGAAAUGGGCAGAGAACGGAAGUAAGCCAGAAACCAGUACAAGUCUCGCUAAGAUGACAGAUACGGACCCUAUCCUCAUCAAACGCCUUGUGAGACACCUCGCUUCGCAUAAUCUUCUCGUCGAGACAGAAGAGGAUACCUAUGAACCUUCCCCAUGGGCAAAGACAUUAGGGACCGAUCAAGCAUUUCCUUCCAUAUAUGGGGCCUUCUACAGCGAUAUAAUAUCGGUGAUGUCUAACGGGCUUCCAUCGUUUCUAAAGGAAACGGGGUUCAAGAACCCUACCGACAGCAAACACGGUGUCAUUCAACAUUUGCAAGGUCCAUACGAGUCCGUUUUCGAAUAUAUCGUAGCCGACCCGACACGUAGUAAAGACUUCUCUUGUGCGAUGGAAUGCCACUCGAGGUGGAACAUGACAGCCUGGACCGAUGCAUACCCGACGGACAUACUACUCAAAGACGCCAAACUAGAUCGACCGUUGGUUGUCGAUGUUGGUGGUAACAAAGGCCAUGAUCUAGAGAAGUUCUGGCUCAAACAUCCUGAAAUCCCAGACGGAAGCCUGGUAAUAGAAGAUCUCCCCGGGAUCCUCUCGGAAGUAGAGAUAACAAAUAAGGCUAUUUUGAAGCAGCCGUACGACUUCUUCACGCCACAGCCCUUGAGAGGUGCCCGUGCUUAUCUUGUGCAUAAAGUCCUUCACGAUUGGUCGGACGAGCCUGCUAUAAAGAUCCUGAAAAAUAUCGCGGGCGGAAUGGAGAAGGGUUACUCCAAACUAUUGAUCCACGAAAACCUAGUUGAGACAGUCAGACCGUCACGGCGGACCACCGCAUCUGAUAUGAUAAUGCUAACCUACACGACUGCGGCAGAGAGGACCGAGACAGAGUGGCACAAACUAGUUAACGCCGCCGGGCUGAAGAUAGUUAAAAUUUGGAAGCAGCCUACGGCACUCGACGGUGUCAUCGAAGUGGAUUUAGCGUGA
Messenger RNA from Daldinia vernicosa, 1182 nucleotides. RefSeq names its product S-adenosyl-L-methionine-dependent methyltransferase. Gene Ontology annotation, molecular function: O-methyltransferase activity. NCBI's taxonomy places the organism in Eukaryota, Fungi, Ascomycota, Sordariomycetes, Xylariales, Hypoxylaceae. Bases 1 to 1182 code for a protein of 393 amino acids. The record is from RefSeq and is a predicted model, not a curated record. The transcript has 4 exons.